CCAGAGAGGAUCAUAGGAGAGCCGCUGACGGCCCCCAAAAAAAAAAAGAGGGGGUUCUUUUGGUGAUUUUCAGGGAUUCUUUUUGGUCCAUUUUUGAACUUCUUCUGGGUUUUGAAAGCAGUAGAGGGGAGAGAAAGAGCAGCAGAUCCCGGCCGGAUUCCGGCGACAUUGCGGUCUCCCUUAGCUAGGUAACUUCCUGAUCCGAACACGUAAGGGGCGCCUUCGGGUUUUUGCCUCCGGGACUACUCCAAAACGGUGUACCCGGAAGCAUGACGACCUACAAAACGCCUCUUACGUGCCUGUUUGUUCAUUUGGUGAUGGAUUUUUUGGUUGAAUGUACUGUCCACUUUAAUCUUGAAUAUACAUGCUCAGUUUUAGUUUAUGUUGGUGCAUUUUGAAUGCAAUUAGGCUCCAUUAGGUCCUGGUUUUGGUAUUUGAUUUUCUCGAUUUUUUUUUGCAAUUUCUUUCGAUUUUUAACUUUUGCCGGAGUCUGGAAAUUCCCGCGGAUUGUUUAGACCGGGAGAGUUUCCAGACCACAGUAGUGGAGUAGAUAAUGAGGUAACUUUUCUCCCGCUUAUAAACCAGAUAUUUGCUUGGAUCUACUUAAGCGCAACCCAAAGUUGGCCGUACGCGAAUGUCGGAGAAUUGGGGAUGACGAAAACAGAUGGGAGAGAUCUCCUAUUUUUAUGAUGUCACGUCAACCCAAUGCAUUCUUUAGUGGAUGCGGGCUUCGGUUUUGGCAACUAAGGAUUUACGGUUGGUUAAAGGUAGAACUACCCACAAUUUCUUCUGGUGAACUACGAAUUCCUGUUACGACUACGAUCUCAGAGAAAAGAACAUCGAAAUAUAAGAGAUUUACUCUUGGAAUAUUUGAUCGACAUGUUAGAUUGAGCUUAAUACUCCAAAAUUUCUCUGGAAUCAAACAAAUUUAUAAUUUGAAGUUGAUGCAUCUCUAUAACUUUGAGAUUCUUCGAUGUAUGGGUAACCAUAUUUCAACAUUAAAAGUUCAAUCUCUGCGGGAUUGUGAAGUGGAUGACGCGAUGUUUGAAGCUACCAAGCAGGGCAUUGUUGAAUUCGUCGUUGAGCUAUUGAAAAUAACCCAACCACUCAUUUUCCAUAAUGAUGAUCGCAGACACGUUUUCAUGAUAGCAAUCCAAUAUCGUCAAGAAAACAUUUUCAGCCUCCUAUAUGGCAUUAAUGAGGGAUGGAAAGCCCAUAUUCUUAAUCAGACAGAUGGAGACAGGAAUAAUAUGUUACAUGUGGCAGGGGAGAUAGCUCCUCCCUCUCAACUUGCCCGAAUCUCCAGCCCUGCAUUGCAUAUGCAAAGAGAAGUACAAUGGUUUAAGGAGGUGGAAAGAAUUGUUCCAGAAUGGUGCAAAAAAUCUAAAAAUUAUUAUGGUGAAACCCCUUACGAAGUAUUUUCAAGGAGCCAUAAAGAGUUAGUGAACGAGGGGGAAAAAUGGAUGAGGGACAUGGCAAAUUCUUUUAUUGUUGUCGGUACUCUCAUUAUUACGAUCACGUUUGCUGCAGUCUUUACUGUUCCAGGCGGCAAUGCUCAAGAUGGGUUUCCCAAUUUUUUACAGAAAAGAUCAUUUAUGAUAUUUAUAAUGUCUGAUGCGAUUUCCUUCUUUACUGCAUCAGCUUCAGUCUUAAUGUUUAUGGGAAUCCUAGCAUCGCGCUUCGACCCGGUAGAUUUUCUCGAGUCCUUACCCAAGAAGUUGAUCAUUUUCCUCUCCACUAUUCUUACUUCUAUUGCAGCAAUGACGGUUAGCUUUUCUGCUGCUCUUUGGAUUAUACUACAGCAUCGACCGUGGGCAAUCAUUCCCAUAAUUAUAAUGGCUAGCAUUCCAGUUACAUUUUUUGUAUUGUUGCAGUUUCCCCUCCUUGUUGAAAUUUAUUCUUUGACAAAUGCUACGGGAAUAUCUUUUGACAGAAAAAUGAAGCCUUGGCUGUAGUGGAGAUCAAGUUGAUUGAUUUUUCUGGAACAUAAGCGAGCAGUUUCCCCUUCAAGUUGAAAUCCUUUAGCUUGUUCUUUGGUUAUGUUUGUUGGAACUUCUAAUUUCCCUGUUCAAUUUGGUUGGCUUAUCAGAUUUUUUGCUUUUAAUUAUGAGACUCUGGUCUAUGUACCUCCCCAUUGUGUAAAAAUAAUAUUAAUCAUCCAUG
Molecule: messenger RNA, 2163 nt
Organism: Rubroshorea leprosula
Lineage: Eukaryota; Viridiplantae; Streptophyta; Magnoliopsida; Malvales; Dipterocarpaceae
Source: the annotation of a GenBank genome assembly